AAAGUAUAUGAAGAGAUUUAAUCUUGCACAUAAUUACAGCAGUGCAAAUAGCGCUUGCACAAGGUUGGAAAAGUGAUACCAUGUCGACAGAGUGUUUGAUAAUCCAAAAGAUUCUUGAUUGCGCAGAGAUGGAUAAACUCACAUUGGAGUUAAGGGACAAGGAGCGGUAUCAAUGGAUAAAUAAUAGGAAUAUGUACAGCUUAGAAACAUAGAUGCAUAGACAUAGGAAUAAUUAGGAAUGUAUAAAAAUGUAUUUGAAUAACAGAUGGUGAUGUUAAUACUGUCAAAAAGGAUCGUAAGUUAUGCAAAAUUAUUUUUAAAGACUUUGAAUGAUCUGGCUAGCAAGCAUUCCAACAUUCACAUCAUCCAGCUGGAGGUGGAGGAUCAGUCCAGUGUGAAGGCAGCUGCUUUGGCAGUUGAGUCUCUUCUACAUGGUAAAGGCUUAAACCUCCUGAUCAAUAAUGCCGGCGUGAACUCCUAUGCCACUCUGGAAACGGUGGAGCAGCAAGAGAUGCUGUCUGCUUUCAACACCAAUGUGGUAGGGCCCAUCCUUGUGGUUAAGGAAUUUCUUCCUCUGCUGAAGAAAGCAGCUCGAGAAGCAGCCAUAAAGGAGAUGAGUUGCCAGAGGGCAGCCAUCAUCAAUAUGACCUCCAAGUUGGCCUCCAUUGAACGGGGCUUUGAAGUCAUGAAGGGACCAAUGUACCCUUAUCGUGCAAGCAAGGCUGCUUUGAACAUGGUGACGGUCUGCUUCGCUUUGGAACUAAAGGAGGAAGGGAUCUUGUGUAGUGUAAUCCAUCCUGGCUGGGUGAAAACAGACAUGGGAACGGAGCAGGUACGAGGGAGAGCCUACGACAGGGUUUACUACAGAGAAAGCAGUUGGAGCUGAGAUGGGGUAAUGUAUCCAUCUCGUUGCUCUUUGAUCUUCAACAGCUUUUCAUACUAUAUGGACCAGAAUAUCCUUUUGAAUCAACUUCGGGAAUUGGGGGGGGGGGACACACAUCAUUUUGUGGGGGUUCUUCUUUGCAACUGGUGACAUCUACAUGUAAGGCGAGGUCAUCUAUCAUGUUAGAUGAAGUCAUCUAUCCGUUUGGGGUUUGGUAUCGUCAGUAUACAUCUCAACUCUGGGCCACCUCUGAGUUAGGCUGGGCUAGAGAAUUCUGGGACCUGAAGUCCACGCAUCUAAAAAGAUCCCAAGGUUGGGAAACACGAUCCUAUGCUAUACGGUGGUUGAAGCAGCCAUCCUUUUGUUCCUGUUAUUUUAGCCAGAGAGGGAGAAUGAAUGGGCGAGAUUGUA
This is a messenger RNA of Thamnophis elegans (Western terrestrial garter snake), 1294 nucleotides long. Its product is annotated as C-factor-like. NCBI's taxonomy places the organism in Eukaryota, Metazoa, Chordata, Lepidosauria, Squamata, Natricidae. The transcript is spliced from 5 exons. The coding region runs from base 266 to 886 and encodes 206 amino acids. The record is from RefSeq and is a predicted model, not a curated record.